AUGAAAUGCCAAUAUUGCGAAGCGGCAGAGCUCCUGAUAGAGUGCAUAACAUGCGGAAAGUGUUUCUGUAACUCACGCAGUGCCUCGUCCAUAUCGCAUAUAGUAUUCCACCUUGUGAAGGCAAAGCACAAGUCGAUCAGGAUCAAUGGAGAUAUAAAGUGCAGGAAGUGUGGAGAAGAUAAUUUGUUCAAACUUCUUGAGAAUGGUGGGAAGAUUUUCUGUAAUGGAUGCAGCUCCGGUAAGAUGCUGGUUGAAGAGAGAUGCCUUACUAUAGUCAAAAGCCCCGAAGUCCAAGGAAGAAGACUGACCAAGCAGCAGAUGGCAGAGAUGGAGGAGAGGAAUGUAUCGCCGCUGCCCCAUGUCAAGCCAAGGUUUGAGGCCAAGGAAUAUGUCGAAGUAUUUUCCUCUCUGAUAGAGGCGGAGUGUCGGAAGGAAAGAGAAAUAAAGGAAUCCAUGCGGCAGGAAAAUGUGUUUGUCCGAUGGGAGAAGAUGAAGUACUGCUACUUUUACUUCCAGAACGGAGACAGUGAGUUGAAGAUCAACGUUGGAGACGAGAUCAGAUUAACUCAUAAAAGCGGGCUGGUCCUGCAUGGGUUUGUCAGCGGAGAGACGUUUAGCGAGGAGCUGAAGGUGGAAAUUGAAACACCUGGUGACUAUCCGAGAAGUGGAUACACCGUUGAGUAUCUUUGGAGAGGAGUAUGCUAUGAAAGAAUGGUAUGGGCCUUGAAAAAGCUAUAUAGCACAUACAAGAGAGAGGUCGACAGGAACAAAAGAAACAGGAACAAGGAUGAUGGCAAGAAGUUGGAGGAUAAAGGGAUAGACGAGGGCAAAGAUCCAGACAAGAAGAAAUCGAUGUAUGGAGUUGAGGGAGACGUUGGAGUGGACAGAAGAAAGGGAGUGAGAGCAAAGAAAAGCCUUGAUGAGGGACCGUCGAUAUUUGAAUAUAUCUUGAAGGGGCACAAGGAAGGGAUUGGAAACUUUGAUCAUAUUUUUUCAUCUCCAAACCUUCCAAAACUCAACGCCUCUCAAGAAGUAGCCGUUAGAGCAGCUCUUGGAAGGAAGGUGACACUGAUACAAGGCCCCCCUGGAACUGGAAAGACCCUGGUAUCAUCUGCAAUCGUUUACAACCUGGUAAGGCAUUACGGAGGAAAGGUUCUUGUUGUUGCCCCAAGCAAUACUGCAGUAGACCAACUUACUCUGAAGAUCCACAAGACGGGACUAAGGGUUCUACGAGUGAUGAGUAGAAGGAGAGAGUACGGGCAAUCUGAUGUAAGCUUUCUGUCUCUCCAUGAGAACCUGAGGGAGCUGCAGGAAGGAAGAAAGAGGAAGGACGAGGACCAUAGCAGGUAUGAUAGUAUUUAUAAUGACGAAGUUAACGAGUCGUUAAAGAAACAGCUUCUCAACCAGGCAGAAGUUAUCACAUGUACGUGCGUAACAUCAGGGCAGAAAAUGUUCAACAGAUUCAAGUUUCACUGUGUACUGAUCGAUGAGGCUGUUCAGUCAACAGAGCCGUUGAGCCUUAUUCCGUUAGUGUAUGGGUGCAAAAAGCUUGUGCUUGUUGGGGACCAUAAACAGCUAGGACCCACGAUUUUGUGCAAGAAAGUGGCGCAGGCAGGAUUCAAGCAGAGUUUAUUUGAGAGACUGAUUUCAAUCGGCGUAGUCCCAUAUAUGUUAUCGGUCCAAUAUAGAAUGGAUGCGGACCUUUGCGAGUGGCCAUCGGAGAUGUUCUACAAUGGAGAGCUCCUCACUGGAGGAAAGAACUUCUGCAGAUUUGAUCUGGGGAUUCCAGUCAAUUUCUUCUAUGUAUGCUAUGGAAGGGAGGAGGUGAGUGCAAGUGGGACCUCUUUUGUUAAUCAAGCUGAGGCCCUGUAUUGCGAAAGUAUAAUAAGGCACUUAUUCAAGUGUGGUGUCACCGAAAGCCAGAUAGGUGUGAUAACGCCAUAUGAAGGACAAAGAUCGUAUAUUCUGAAUAGGAUAUUCGGGGCUGAACCAGGGAAUCUUGAGAUAAGCAAUGUCGAUGGUUUCCAGGGAAGAGAGAAGGAUUUUAUAAUAGUUAGUCUCGUCCGGAGCAACUUAUACCAAGGGAUAGGAUUUGUUGGGGAUAAAAGAAGGAUGAACGUAACACUAACAAGAGCAAAGCACGGGCUGGUGAUAAUAGGAAACCCAAUGACUCUAAUGAAACAUGACAUGUGGGGCAAUCUCCUAUCGUUCUACGACCGGAAGGGGCUUGUGAUGGAAGGUCCUUUGCACAAUCUCAAAAGAGUUAUUAUAAAGCCGCCUAAGCUCUUUGAUUUUAAGGAAAUAAGCAAAUCUCUUAUGAAUCAGAUAUAA
Molecule: messenger RNA, 2331 nt
Organism: Encephalitozoon cuniculi GB-M1
Lineage: Eukaryota; Fungi; Microsporidia; Unikaryonidae
Product: superfamily I DNA/RNA helicase
Exons: 1
Coding region: 1-2331 (776 amino acids)
Biological process (GO): nuclear-transcribed mRNA catabolic process, nonsense-mediated decay
Cellular component (GO): cytoplasm
Molecular function (GO): zinc ion binding; ATP binding; ATP hydrolysis activity
Source: RefSeq, marked provisional